Clonostachys rhizophaga is the source of this 702-nucleotide messenger RNA. NCBI's taxonomy places the organism in Eukaryota, Fungi, Ascomycota, Sordariomycetes, Hypocreales, Bionectriaceae. The record is from the annotation of a GenBank genome assembly.
AUGCGUUUCUUCUCUGCCGCCGCUGCCGUCCUGGCCUUCGCUGCCUCUGCUUUUGCGCAGACUCCCGACUUCGACCCCGUCUACACUCCUGCUGAGGGUACCGUCGUCCAGGCCGGCCAGCCUUUCAAGGUCACCUGGUCUGCUCCCGCCAAGUACCAGGGCGGUAGCAUCAAGAUCCACCUGAUUGGUGGUAAUGAUGCCAACACCCUCGUAAAAAUUGGCGACCUCGCCUCCGGUGUCAAGAACUCUGAUCUGUCAUGGACCUGGAACGUCGCUUCCGACCUUGGUGACAAGCCCGCUUACGGUCUUGUCUUCACCUGGGAGGCCGACACUUCCAUCUUCCAGUACUCUCAGCGCUUCUCCAUCAAGGGUGGUGUUGCCUCCAGCUCCGCCGCCGCCGUCACCACCUCUGCUUCUGUUCCCGUUGUCACUGCCUCCGGUGUCAAGACCGUCACCCUGACCUCUUGCCCUCCUGAUGUCGUCACCUCCGCUGCUCCUGGCAACGGCACUGCUAGCUGGACCACCAAGAUCUCCAACUCCACCGUUGUUCCUACCUACAAGCCCACUGGUGCUCUCCCCACCACCACCAAGGGCAGUGUCCCCACUGGCUCUUCCGCUCCCAUCCCCACUGCUGCCGCUCCUCACGUCGGUGCCGGUAUCGUCGCCGUCUUCGGUGGUGUUGCCGCUGCUCUCCUUCUGUAA